GACGCCAGUUCCGGCCCCUGCCCAGUUUAAGGAGACCCCGUGCCGAGCUCGCUCUCUUUCUAUCCGGCCGGAGAACAUGGCGGACAUACAGGCCAAGAAGCUGCUUGGCGAUGCCAGCAAGGUCAGUCUCCCUUGUUUUUACAAGAACGUUGGCGGAUCCAAGGCAGCAAAACAGGUUCUGGUCAUUGACGGCAGGGGUCAUCUCCUUGGUAGACUCGCCGCCAUUGUUGCUAAACAAGUUCUGCUUGGUCGCAAAGUUGUAGUUGUGCGAUGUGAAGGAAUAAACAUUUCUGGAAACUUCUACCGUAACAAACUUAAAUAUCUUGCUUUCCUCCGUAAACGCAUGAACACCAACCCUUCCCGUGGGCCAUACCAUUUCAGAGCCCCCAGCCGCAUCUUCUGGAGGACCGUAAGAGGUAUGCUCCCCCACAAGACAAAGAGGGGCCAGGCAGCUCUGGAUCGACUGAAGGUUUUUGAUGGCAUUCCUCCUCCUUACGAUAAGAGGAAGAGAAUGGUUGUCCCAGCAGCAUUGAAAGUCGUUCGCCUGAAGCCAACGCGUAAGUUUGCGUUCCUGGGUCGUCUUGCCCAUGAAGUUGGAUGGAAGUACCAGGCUGUAACAGCUACUUUGGAAGAAAAGCGGAAGGGAAAGGCUAAAAUUCACUAUGAGAAGAAGAAACUGGUCAUGAAACUGAAAAGGCAGGCAGAGAAGAAUGUAGAAAGCAAAAUCGCAAAGUAUACAAAUGUUCUGAAACAGUAUGGCAUCCUUGUUUAAAUAAAGAACUCUCCUGCUCUGGAAUAAAACAUGUAGAAAGUC
Molecule: messenger RNA, 814 nt
Organism: Pelobates fuscus (common spadefoot toad)
Lineage: Eukaryota; Metazoa; Chordata; Amphibia; Anura; Pelobatidae
Product: large ribosomal subunit protein uL13
Exons: 9
Coding region: 77-772 (231 amino acids)
Biological process (GO): negative regulation of translation; translation
Cellular component (GO): cytosolic large ribosomal subunit; ribosome
Molecular function (GO): mRNA binding; structural constituent of ribosome
Source: RefSeq, a predicted model, not a curated record